Messenger RNA from Candoia aspera, 1701 nucleotides. It is a transcript of the gene INSC, whose product is annotated as INSC spindle orientation adaptor protein. Gene Ontology annotation, molecular function: protein binding; cytoskeletal adaptor activity. The record is from RefSeq and is a predicted model, not a curated record. Gene Ontology annotation, biological process: apical protein localization; asymmetric cell division; regulation of asymmetric cell division. The coding region runs from base 39 to 1610 and encodes 523 amino acids. The transcript is spliced from 12 exons. Lineage: Eukaryota; Metazoa; Chordata; Lepidosauria; Squamata; Candoiidae. Gene Ontology annotation, cellular component: apical cortex.
UGGGCUGUGAGGAUGCAGGCAAAAAAGCUGAGAUAAUCAUGGCUUUCCUUGCUUUGGCAGUUCAACGUAUGCAUUUAAUUCAGAUGGACUCAGUCCAGCGUUGGAUGGAAGACCUGAAGCUCAUGACUGAUUGUGAAUGCAUGUGCAUUCUUCAGUCUAAACCAAUCAGCCUAGAAGAAGAUGUACAUGGUGAAUUUCCCGUUUCAUCACAACAUGGUACCUGUGACAACUUGCAGUUGUUGCUGAAAAGAGCUUGGAUUAUAAGCACUGAGCUGACCAGGAUUGUUCAAAAACUGGAGAAGAAUAGAUGGCAGAGAGUUCACAGCAUGACAGUACGAGUCAAUUGCCAUGUCCGAUCAAUGAUCAGUGAAUAUAAUAUAGUCACAAGGAAUUCUUGGGAAGAAAUGCAUCAGUAUGAAAAAAUGCUGGUGGACAAAUGCUCAGAGCUUACAACAGUUACUGAAAGGUGCAUACAGAUUGAAGAUGAACAAAUAUUAAAGUCAAUGAAGUCUUGUAUUAAUGAUGCACUAACCACGGUGGCACAGUAUUUUGGCCAAUUGAUAGAACUAGCUCUGACACAUGAAAUAAAGAACUUGGUGAAGGAAAUAGAUUCGUCAGAUACUCUGUACUCUGUAGAAUCAGCUGUAAGCAAUUUAUUCAGCCUUACCCAAGAAGGAUCUCAUUUGUGUCACAUCAUUGCAAAGGAAGGAGGUAUUGUUGCCUUGCUUCAGAUCUGCCGUCAAGAUUGCUUCAAGUGCCUGUGUCCUCAAGUACUCCGGACACUGGCCUCGGUAUGCUGUGUGGAAGAGGGAAUCCAACAGCUGGAAAAGGUUGAUGGAAUAUUAUGCUUGGCUGACAUUCUUACAAACGGUACACACUCCCAAGCUACUCAUGCCGAAGCAGCAGCAGUAAUAGCUCAGAUCACAUCUCCUCAGCUCCCUUUCACUCAACAUCUCAACAGCUUUCUUGAGAACAUGGAAGAAAUUGUCACAGCACUUCUCAAACUGUGCCAAGAGGCUGCCUCUGGGGAAGUUUUCCUAUUGGCUUCAGCUGCACUUGCCAACAUUACAUUUCUGGACUCAAAGGCCUGUGAGAUGUUGCUUCAGCUGGAUGCAAUGAAUAUUCUUAUUGAAGCUUGUUCUGACAAACAGAAAGUAGAUAGUCCCUAUUCUCGAGAUCAGAUUGUAACAGUAUUUGCAAAUCUGUCUGUCCUGGACCACUGUGCUUCAGAAAUAAUCCAACAAAAUGGUGUUCAAGUUUUAAUGGAAAUGCUGUUUGAAAAAUCGUCAUUUGAGAAUCCACCGGAAAGAGCUGCUUGUGAACGAGUUCAACAAAAAGCCGCAGUGACACUUGCCCGGCUGAGCCGCGAUCCUGAAGUAGCGCAUUCAGCUAUAAAACUCAACUGUAUUCCACGUCUCAUACAGCUUUGCCGGUCUCCAGGUGAAAGAAAUAACAGUGAUUCUGUUCUUGUUGCUUGUCUGGCAGCUUUACGACGGUUAGCUGUUAUGAGCCCUGAUGGUCUUCAAGAGUCAGAUUUCCAGCAGUUGGUGAAGCCCAGGCUUGUGGAUUCCUUCCUCCUUUGUACCAAUAUGGAAGAGAGCUUUGUGUAAACAAACAGAACUAUAUCAUUAAUGUUAUUCAUGAUUGUGUAACUAAUUGGUUAUUUAUGAUUAAUUUAUUAGAAGAGCUUAUCAACUAACA